UCUCGUUGCCUUUCUACGCCUUCGCGCGUCUCAUCCAAAGGUUUGAAGCGGAGCAAAAUGCGAACUUCUCAAUUAGAAUGACUUGUUACCAAUAUUUAUUUUCAGUUACUUCAUUCUUUUGACGAUUGCAUAGUAGCAUUUCAGUUCGAUAUUUAGUUUUUGCAAUUUGUUACUAAAAAAAAAUCCGCAAGCUGGCAGGAAAAACAACUGGACUGUAAGAAUUCGAAGAAUUUGUAUGAAUCGAUAUGAAACAUACCCAUGUUUUUCAGAAGAGGGAAUUGUGAUCAAAAUAUAUUCUACAAACCGCUAACUUGCAUAAAUUAUGAUCAAAAUAUAUUCGAUUGUGUUGCGGCCUUAUAUUUUUCACUAUUAUCAGCAAUUGAAUGUAUGUGUCCAAAUGUUAAAUUGGCAACACUAUUUUUCUCAUAUUUAUGAUUUGUGACAAGAUACGUCAAUUGUACACGAGAAUAUAUAAAUUAAUUUUUUGUACAGAAAUUUUCCUUUAAUUAGACAAAAUUUGUAUUAUUAAUAAAUUAACGAAAUGCCGCCUAAGAAAGCGCCAGUUGCCAGUAAAAAAACUGAACUUAAAAAAAAAGAGAAAGUUAUCGAGGUAAAAAGUUUUAAUGAAAAAAAAACUUAACCUCAAAACAAUCCCUAAUAAAUAUUAUCCUAUUGUUCCUAUUGUCGACGACGGAUAUACGUAUGACUAUUUGCAGGAUAAAACGUUCGGUUUAAAGAAUAAAAAAGGUUCUAAACAACAAAAAUAUAUACAGCAAGUGCAAAAGCAAGUCAACAGUGGCGGACAUCAUCCUAAAACUGAUGUAAAUAAACGCAAGGAGGAAAAGGAGAAAAAGUUACAAGAGCAGCGAGAAUUAGCUGUAAUAUUUAAACCGGUACAAGCACAGAAAGUGGAAAAAGGCACUGACCCCAAGUCUGUAGUAUGUACUUUUUUCAAACAGGGCACUUGUACUAAAGGUGACAAAUGUAAAUUUUCCCACGAUUUGUCUGUCGAGAAUAAGGCUGAGAAACGUUCCAUUUAUGUGGAUAUGCGCGAUGAAACUGAAGACGAUAUGCAAAACUGGGACGACGCUAAGUUAAAAGAAGUAGUAGACCAGAAACAUGGUGGAGAAAAAAGAAGACCUACAACAGAUAUUAUUUGUAAAUAUUUCAUUGAAGCAGUUGAAAAAUCUAAAUACGGUUGGUUUUGGGAGUGUCCAAAUGGUGAGAAAUGCAUUUAUCGGCACGCGUUACCUCAAGGAUAUGUUUUGAAAAAGGAUAAGAAAAAAGACGAUAAACCUUCUGAAAUAUCAUUAGUCGAUCUGAUCGAAAAGGAACGUGCUUCUUUGGGGUCCAAUACUACAAGGGUUACGCUGGAAACCUUUUUAGCUUGGAAGAAACGUAAAAUACAAGAAAAGAAAGACAAGCUAGCCGCUGAAGAGGAACGCAAGAAGAGUGAUUUUAGUAAAGGCAAGCAAUUUGGCAUUUCCGGCAGAGAAAUGUUCAGUUUCAAUCCGGAUUUGGUAGACGAUGGUCCUAUGGAAGACGGUGAUGCUGCUUUCGAUAACUAUGCCCGCGAGGAAGAUGACGAAGAGGGCGGAAUAGAAUUCAAAGAAUUAGAUCUCAAUGCUUUGUCGCUUGCGGCAGAAGAAGCCGAUGGUACAGGCACAGUAGCAUCGGAAACCAGAUUACACAAGCAAACAGACGCUGUGGCAGUUGCCGAGGCAGCAGAAAAUGAAAAUGAUGAAUCAAUCUGCUCUUCAAGUAAUUCAGACACACCCGCUUGCGAUGCCGAACCAAUUAAUAAGGAUUUAUUUUUGGGAUUAGCUGAUGAACUAGAUGAUCUUGAUUUAGACGACGACGAUGAAGAGUGAAAAAGUUUUUCCUUUUAAAAUGCUUAAAACUCUUAAAAGAAAACCGCUAUGAUAAAAUCUAUAUAAACAAUUCAAGUACUAUCCGUGCAAAA
This is a messenger RNA of Glossina fuscipes, 1963 nucleotides long. Its product is annotated as zinc finger CCCH domain-containing protein 15 homolog. The record is from RefSeq and is a predicted model, not a curated record. Gene Ontology annotation, cellular component: cytosol. Gene Ontology annotation, molecular function: mRNA binding; metal ion binding. NCBI's taxonomy places the organism in Eukaryota, Metazoa, Arthropoda, Insecta, Diptera, Glossinidae. Gene Ontology annotation, biological process: cytoplasmic translation. Bases 624 to 1871 code for a protein of 415 amino acids. The transcript has 3 exons.